UUUUACACACUUAUCGAUAGAAUCGAUUGGCCGACAUCGAGGAAGUCAUUGAAAUGAAAAAUUAAAUUUCUUCAUAAAUUUCAUCAAAUUGGAACAAAAUGUCAAAUGAUGAAGUUUGCAAAUUAUGCAAGAAUAACCCGGCGAUAGAGGAAGAUCUUGAAAAGGCCAAAUUCAAAUCGGUAAACAAACUGCUGCAAAGACUCUUUGAGUGCUACAAAAUUGAUAUCGGCAUUCUGGGGGAGGAUUCGUGCCUUUGUGAGCCCUGUUUGGAUGAGGUUUCGCGUAUGAGCGAAUCCCUUGAGAAAUGGAGCAAGGGCCAGGAAGAUAUCCGGGAUAAAGCCCUCGAAAUAGACGACUCCGAGGCGUUUCAAGUGAAGUUUGAAGUUCCGUCAUCCGAUGAUGAGGAGCAAUUCCCCGGAUAUUAUGAGGAGCAAUCCCCCGGAUAUUGUGAGGAGCAAUCCCCCGUAUAUUAUGAGGAGCAAUUCCCCGUGAAAGAUGAAGCACAAUCAUCCGGGGAAGAUGGUGAGAAGCAAUCACCAGGGAAAGAUGGGGAGACAUCAACCGAAGAAUACGAUAUGGAGAGAACAGAAGAGGAAGAUGAUGAUUUAUCAGACCAAAACGACGAUAUGAAACUGGCAGAGGAGGACCCUUUCCAACCAUCGGCAGAUGAUUUCUUCAGCGUGGGCUUGGCCCGCGAUGGCUUGGCGAUAACCGAGCUCUUCAAGGACAGGACCAAAACCACCCGGAUGGUGUGCACUUGUUGCGACCAGGUGCUCGAAAUCCUGGCCCAGAUUCGAGUACACAGUGGAAGGGCCCGUCCGAAUCCGACCUACUAUUGCCGUGUAUGUGGCUCGGAUUUCCCCACUCUGCGCGAGCUACAGACGCACACCAUGGCGAUGGGGCAUACCCAGAGCAAAUGCGGUGGCAGGGAUCUGGAAUUCUUUUGCCUCAAAUGCCACCAGAUGUUCCCACGAUACUUCGACGUUAUCCGCCACGAGAAUAGCGCCCACAGUGCUUCACAUCCCAUAUGUGUGACGUGCAACGUGUCCUUCAAGUGCUGGGAAGCCUACGAGAAGCACAUGAAUGAACACAGUACCGAAUCUGACGAAGCAAAGGUCUUCCAGUGCCGCUAUCAGAACUGCAAUCAAAGGUUCCGGGUGUGGGCCCGUUUUGCGACGCACAUGAACUGGCACAGUGGUCGGGGUAACCUCUGCCCGCAUGCCGAUUGCAAUGCGGAAAUACUGCCCGGGAAUUUCAUGAUACACAUGCGCACGCACUUACAGCCAUGGCGAUUCCAUCGGAUGGGCCAGUUUAUGCCCUUGGAUCCUACAAAGCGGGUGGAACCGGAUGUUCGAAAGGUGCCGUACGACAAACGACAGUUUGAGGCCCGGCGGGCUCGCACUCUCCGUCCGCUAAAGCUCGUCCAGCCGCAUCCGUCCUGCGGAGGACAGUUCAUCAGCCUGCCCAAUAAAAUAUCUCUGCAGCAGGGCAAGUACAUAAGUGUUGACAAGGCAAAAGGCCAAAGAAAUUAGCUAUACGGACGUGUGAUGAUACGUAAUUUGAUUAGUUUCCAAUAAAAUAAUCAGAAUCAACCCCGAAUAGUAACAAAACAAGUCUCUUCGCAUAGAUACCCAAGUGAAUAAUUGAAAAAUGAGUUCUUAAAACUUGGUACAUCAAUUUAUUGCCGGAAUUUUGGGGGAAAAAAUGUUGGAAAUAUAUAUUGCCACAAAUUAGUUAUUUAGUAAUCUUUUUACGUUACAAUUGUUCUUGAUUGGAGAGUUAACUUCGUUUUUCGUAUUUGGUUGUUUUGGCGUUAAAUUCUACAUUGUUUUUUUUGAUAUCGUAUGAUUUUGAAGGAGGUGCGUACACAAGAAUAUAAUUACUUAAUUAAAUAACUUGGAUUAUUGAAGUGUUUUGAUCAAAUUUCGUGUCGGAUCCAUUUUCUUUUCAGGAAAUCUAUUCUGGUGUACACACUACCUCAGUUUUUGUUUUGGACGUGUUUGCAGAUUUCUUUUUGGUUUAUUUUCGGAUACAAUGGUUAAAAUGCAUAGCAAAUUUAGCUUGGAGCGAGUAUUCG
Molecule: messenger RNA, 2077 nt
Organism: Drosophila suzukii
Lineage: Eukaryota; Metazoa; Arthropoda; Insecta; Diptera; Drosophilidae
Gene: CkIIalpha-i1
Product: CKII-alpha subunit interactor-1
Biological process (GO): regulation of transcription by RNA polymerase II
Cellular component (GO): nucleus
Molecular function (GO): DNA-binding transcription factor activity, RNA polymerase II-specific; RNA polymerase II transcription regulatory region sequence-specific DNA binding
Source: RefSeq, a predicted model, not a curated record